Messenger RNA from Plasmodium coatneyi, 1050 nucleotides. RefSeq lists its product as uncharacterized. The transcript has a single exon. Lineage: Eukaryota; Apicomplexa; Aconoidasida; Haemosporida; Plasmodiidae. The record is from RefSeq and is a predicted model, not a curated record. The coding region runs from base 1 to 1050 and encodes 349 amino acids.
AUGAACAGUGGAAAAAACUCUCCAAUGGAAUACCAAGAAACGAUGAAUGAUCUAGGGGAGGACAUCGAGGAUAUGGAAGGUCAGAGCUUAAAUCGUGGCGGGGCAAACGUGGAUGAAGAAAUAAAAUCAGGAAAAGGUGACAAGGGAGGAGAAUCCAUCGACGCGGUAGAUGGAGGAGACGUAGGAAGCACUGCGCAAAACGCAUUACAUAUCUAUUCAACAGACAGUGCCAAGAAUAUUUUAAAGACACAUUUGGAAGAUUACUUAAAGCAGCUAGACCUUUACAAAAGCAACCCCAAGUGUAAAAUCGACCCAACAGUCUACUUGCAAGGAACACAAGAGGUGGAAAAUUACAUCGUGAAGGAAAAAAUACUCAUCACCACAUAUUACCAGUACAUAGAUAUGUAUGAAAGUUCCAUAGAUGUAGAAGAGGAUCUAGAAAGGGAAGAAAUCGUUUACGUGGAGGUUCCAAAGUACGUCAUAAAAUAUAACCCCAAGGUGAUCACAAAUUAUGUAGAAAAGACGAUUGAGGUUCCAAGUGGGGAGGAAAUUAAGAGACCUGUUUAUAACAAGUUGAAUGUCCCUUACGUAGUUCCACAUGUCGUGGAAAAUGAAACUCAAGUUGUGUUAAAAAAAAUUGUCCAACCGGAGAUACAUACGUCCAAUGAGGAGAUAGAAGUGGAAGUUCAGAAAUAUGUCCCCCGUUUAGUUCCAGUCAAUGUUUAUGUGCCUAGGUACUUUGGCUUAUCCGCUAAGACGACAGAUGAAGUGGAGGAGUCCGUUCAGUAUGUUGACCUGACCCAGGAACAGACAGACUACCUCAUGAAAGAAUUGAACCCACAUUUGGAUGAGCUAAAGAGCUUCAACGAAGCACAACUGAAACGGAUGGAUGAAUGCAUUCGUGAAUCUGAGGAGCAGGCCAAAAGUCACCACUUGGAUCCCCCCCAACCGGAACUCGUAUCGUACGACUUGGACGGAAAUAUCCAGACCCUCGAUUAUAGCGACUUUUCCCAGUUUAAGGGGACCUGCCUGAGGGAGUUGACUUGUUAG